Eufriesea mexicana is the source of this 3865-nucleotide messenger RNA. RefSeq names its product ubiquitin carboxyl-terminal hydrolase 3. The record is from RefSeq and is a predicted model, not a curated record. The transcript has 6 exons. NCBI's taxonomy places the organism in Eukaryota, Metazoa, Arthropoda, Insecta, Hymenoptera, Apidae. Gene Ontology annotation, molecular function: cysteine-type deubiquitinase activity; zinc ion binding. The coding region runs from base 415 to 2040 and encodes 541 amino acids. Gene Ontology annotation, biological process: protein deubiquitination.
CUGGAGGUAGCCCGACCACCGCAGAACCGAGCCCGACGCAGCUCGGUUGCGUUCGGUCGGUAGUCGGGGCCAGUCGGGCGCUCCACUGCUCUUUUCGGUCUGGUCGUUUUCCUCAGUCCGUCGUCGUUGCGCAUCGAGAACAGUUGCAUCCUUUCUUUUUCGUUAAAGACAACGAAUAGUACCCAUCUUUUUCCGCGCUAUGUGACGGAUAUUACGGGGCACCGAGCGUACCCCGCCUUCUCUCUGUAUAUCAUUCCCACCCUUUCCUUCUGCCUGCCACUACUCUCCUUUUCCCAGAGAGAGAGAGAGAGAGAGAGAGAAAGAGCACGUUGUAAACGCAGGCACGUACGUACGCAGGCACUCGCCGCCGACGAAGGGGCCACGAGGGCCCCGUGGAAUCGUGCCUAGGAAAACAUGGAGUGUCCACAUCUUGCUCAAAGCGUCCAAUUCGGCGGUAACGACGUAGAAGCGAACUGUGCGAAGGAUCUACCAUUCGUCUGUGCAGCAUGUGGCACCGAGAAAAGUACGUGGCUCUGUCUGUACUGCGGAGCCAUUCACUGUGGACGAUACGUGGCAGGCCAUGCAUUACAGCAUCACGAAGAAAAUACUCAACACUGUGUUUGUCUCGACUGUGAGAACCUGGCAGUAUUCUGUUACAUGUGUGACGAGUAUGUUAUUAACGACACGACGAGCGGCCAAAUCGAGAAGAUACGUCGCGUCACCUUUCGCAAGGACGAGCACAAAGAGAACGAAGAGAACUGGAACACGUCGCCGUCUACGACGCCGUCCUCGAGGAGAGAGAACAGCGACGAUAAUGACGCGGACGCCUUAUGGAAGGCGGAAGUGGUCGUGAGGAACCUACGACCGAGGACAGCACGGAAGAGGCUACACUCGUUGGACGGUACGAGCGGGGACAAUCGGCCGGCGACCAAGCGUAGGAGCUCGAAGAUAACCAAAGAGAAGAAGGUCGUCGGCCUGAGGAAUCUCGGCAACACCUGUUUCAUGAACGUCGUGUUGCAGUCAUUCAACAAUAUCAGCCAUUUUUGCGAGUAUCUCACGCAGAUGCCGUGUCUCGAGGGCAUUCCGUUCGAUGAACCACCCACGCACAGAGGGCGAAUCGUCACGCCCGGUCGAGCAAAAGAGUUCAUGAGCGACGCUUUGCUCGCGGAGGAGCUGAGGAAGGUUCUGCUUGGUCUGAACCUAGGUGGUUCGAAUGGCCAAGCCAUUUCUCCCGAAUGUCUUUUCCUUGUCAUUUGGAAAGUGGUACCGAGAUUUCGAGGCUAUCAACAACAAGAUGCUCACGAGUUUCUCACCUAUAUGUUGGAUAGACUGCACACGGAACUUUUGCAACUGUUACCCAGACUGGGACACGAACCCCUUGGUCUGCGUGGCAAGCAGAGUAUCGUUACAGCUGUCUUUGGAGGCACUCUUCUUAGCGUGGUCCACUGCAUGAACUGCCGUACAGAUUCCAAGACGCACGAGCCCUUUCAGGAUCUUUCACUGGAUAUACCGGAUAGACUGCAGAGACGAACGAAAGAACAGGAAGAAGUCUGCAGUCUCACGUACAGUUUAACGAGAUUCUUCAAAGUCGAAGAACUGGCUGAUAGCGAACUAUACUUUUGUGACAAUUGCAUGGGGAAACAGAGAUCCACCAAGAGGUUCUGGAUACACAGGCUGCCUAAUGUGUUGUGCCUUCACAUUAAAAGAUUUAGGUGGUGCAAUUCCUAUCGCUCGAAGGUGGACACACAGGUGGAUUUCCCGAUGAAAUCACUUGAUAUGUCUGCAUUUACGGUGCGUGGCAUGAGUGGAACAAAAUUGGGCGCUUCGAAUAGCCAUCUGUAUGACUUAGCCGCCGUUAUUGUGCAUCACGGUUCAGGUGCUGGAACUGGACAUUACACUGCCUUCGCUGUUCACGACGGACAAUGGUUCCACUUUAACGAUAGCUCUGUACGACCAGCAACUACGGACGCGGUCGCCAAGUGUAAACCUUAUAUUCUGUUUUACGUACGGAAAGAGUUCUCCAUUCCACCUCCCUUGUGACGUCGUUUCCCCAGUCAGUCCCGUCCUGAUGGUGCGAGCUUCGACGAUGAUGAUGAUGAGCGAACGAACAAGAAGUAAGCGAAUUCGAACACACGAAGUUGAACGGUGCAAAUGGUAAACGGCCAAAUGGAAGAAGAAGAAGACUCACAUGGUUUCUUUUUAAAUGUUUUUAAAAAAGGAAGGAAGACAGACUCGCUCCUUUUGUUACUCCAACGUACUUUCGUUUAGCAUGAUUAAUGUCGCGUAUGAAAACCUAUGUUCCGUUACCGGCAAGCGAUCGAUAUAUUUCUCGCAAAUCGAAUAGAACCGCUUUCUCGACAUCGUAUAGCAAUUUGAUAGAUAUCACGACGAAUUUAGCACGAUGUACGAGUACGAUAUUCGAUGGCAAUCCUCGUAGUCGUUCCAAGCGAAAGAAACAUUGAUCGUUCGCAAAUGAGCGACCAUCGAUGCAUUUUUAUUUGACACGUUCCUUUUUCGUUGCUUUCGAUCCUAUCGCGGAACAAUCCUCUUGUAUUCUUUUUCCACGUUAUCGAUUGUACGGUAAAUUAAUCGAGUAUUCGGAUAUGGCCCCUCUAUGGCGGACAAAAAUACCAUUACCAACGUAUGCGGUGCAUACCGAUUGCGUGCACACGCGUGAACAUGUAGGGAUGUACCGGGUGAACCGAGAGCUUCCUUUCCUUUUUUAGAAACGCCAGAAAGAAGAGAAAAAACGAUGAAAGAAAGAGCGUACUCUCGAGGCAGAUCGCGGAAACGCGUUGCCUUUAACGUUGAUUUUCUUUAUGCUCCUUUUCGCUGGUCUCUCUCUCGGUGGUCGUUGACCACCUCCCUUCAUCGAAUCGAUUAAAGCUCCCGGCCGUAUAGCGGAAUAACGCGUAACGCGUACCUCGUAUGUAUAGUUUUAACUAAAGCGAAAACGACUGGUCUUCUCGGUAGAUAGAUUUUUUUCUAGACUUAGAGCGACAUCAUCGUUAUUUCGAGGGAGCUGGUAAACGAAAAUACCAUAUAGAGCCAACCACUCUGUUACUUCGGAAAACAUGUUACCUUUGUCCUUGAAUACUUAACACAGACACGAGACGCAAUCCCACACACACAUCACCGUACACUAUUAUCAUUCGAACGUACACGUACUACGUAUACACACGUGAUUCCGCAUAUACAGAUCGUUGACAUGUGUAUGUUGACAAAAUACACGUAUGCAUGCAUGUACGUACGUAUACAAACACGUUCUCUCUUUUUCCCUGCCCUCCUUUUUCCCACGAUUCUCGACGGCUCGACGACUCUUAUGUGAUUAUUUAAAGACUUAUUUUUUCUAUAAUGGUAACGAUAAUAACGAUAAUAAGUUAAAGAAAGCGUAGCGAAAGAACGUUUUAUUAAGGCGAUAAACUCGAUAAACGCGCAUCUUCUGCAAAGACUCACUCGUAUGCAAAAAGCGAAAGCGAAAUGAAAAAAGAAAGAAAAAAGAAAAAAAAAAAGAUGGAAGUAAGCGUGCAACACUAUUAUUGAGGAUAAAUGAGAUAUGUAUGAACGACGUAUAAAUAAAGAACAUGAACGACGACAUCAUACUCCUAUUUAUCACGACUCGUGUUAUUGAUUUUCGAUGUGCAUUUUCUUGGCGGAGUAUUCAUAAUUUUACAUUUAAAAAACGAGAAAGAAGGAAAAAAAAGACAAGCAGGCUAGCACAUUUUUAACGACAUAAUAACGAUGUAUCCGAUAUGAGUCAAGAAUGGUCUAAUUGUUUAAACAAGCUCGUUGGAAUAAUCACCGAAUCCGUAAUUUUACGAAUAUACACGUACAAAAAAGCUACACUCUACAGUAAGGAAAGGUA